Mycotypha africana is the source of this 2204-nucleotide messenger RNA. RefSeq lists its product as uncharacterized. The record is from RefSeq and is a predicted model, not a curated record. Bases 164 to 2029 code for a protein of 621 amino acids. NCBI's taxonomy places the organism in Eukaryota, Fungi, Mucoromycota, Mucoromycetes, Mucorales, Mycotyphaceae. The transcript has 2 exons.
AAAUUUUCCAUACUUCCUUCACCUUCUUGUUCUGUCGAUAUAAGCUAUUGGCUUCAUUUAAACUUGUUUUUCCUUUUCUUUUUCACUUUUUUCAAUAUACUUCAAAGCUGGCAUCUUUUCACUGGUUUUGGGAGUGCAAAAAGACUAUUUUUAACAUAAAAAGAUGCCUGUUCCGCUUCAUACUUCACUGCAGUCCGUCAUUCACAGACUUAUCAAUGUUGUUUUGAUAUCUCGAAUGAAUGCUGAUAAGAGGUCAAAUGAUCCGUUGUGUCUGAUACACAAUAAUAAAAACCCAGUAUUGCAUUCUCGGGAAGAUUGUAUAUUAAAUUUAAACAAAAUAGCAGAUCAAUAUACAAUUUAUAUCUUACACAAACAAACACAUAAUUUACUCGAAAAAUGGACUUUUUCGUUGGGCGAUGACACUUGCCAUCAAACGAGUUCAACAGAAAGCCUCAGUGAUCUCAGUGACAUUGCUAUGCUGGUGGAUGAUUUACCAGCAACUCACUUACAACAACUUUGCUUUGUUUCUGGUCAUUGCAGUUCUGACAUCAAAGCAAAAUUCAAUCAGUGUCAACAUCCAGAGUUUGCAAAAACCGGUCAAAAUACUGGAAGUUUAACAACAAAGUCCUUCCAGUUGUCAAAAACCAUCAAAGUUUCUGUUGAAUACGAUGUCAAUGCCUUUUGGACUAAUCAAGUUGAUUUUGAACCGUCUGGAGAAAAAGAACAACAACAGCCAAUUCCUUCCUAUGAGGAACAAUUAAUUCACCCUCUGAGUCCUCUUCAUUCUCCACGACCAACGCCUGAGACAGAAGUUCAACAAGAACAAGAAUAUCAUCACCACAACCACUACCAGCAGCAGCAGCAGCAGCAGCAGCAGCAGCAGCAACAGCCAUAUGAACAUGCGCCUCCAACCGUCAUGAUCCAACAUGCUUCUGUAACUACCUUUCCAGGUGUAUUACCGUUAUCACCGUCAGUACCUUUUCCUGCGUCACCUACAGUGGCUGUGAGAAGAUUGUCCAGACUUUCUCUAUCUGCUAUUGAAAGUGAAGCAGCACAAGAAAACAACUCUGCUGAAAACAAUGAUAUGAAUCACCUUUUACCGUUACUUCCCAAUGCCAUACCUAUUCCAGCAACGAAUUCUCAAAUCCAAUAUACACACCAUCAUUACACGCAAGGAGGCCGUAGAACAAGCAUUACCUACUCUACAUCACCCAGCUGUUCCCUCAAGGGCAACAGUGAUAGCUGUAAUGGUAAUCGUUUGUCACGAUUUCAGCAUUUACAUGGCUCUAACACCGCAAGAAGGCAUGAUUCGGCGUCUGUAGAAUUGGGUCAGCACCGCGGUUCACUUGUAGGUAGUUUUGAAGAGUCUUUGCUUUCCGGUCGCAUGUCUUUUAUGCCUCUGUCGAAAGCAAUCGAAUUUCAUUGCCAAAUAGGCGUCUUGGGCCAAGGUGAUUGUAAACCGUCACUCAAAUGUCCUCCUCACUGGACCAUUUCCUUUCCUGCUACAUUUUAUACUCAAAUGAACGACACAACAGAUGAUUCUUAUACAACCACACCUUAUGUUGGCACUGUCGAUAUCCAACAUUAUUUAGAUCAUACCCUUCAUAACUCGUCAUUGACAGGUUAUCGUAUACCACCCAAAGGACAAUUGCAAUUUGUUGUAAAGAACCCUAAUAAGACAGCUGUGAAAUUGUUCUUGAUACCUUAUGAUUUUACAAGCAUGCCGAGGAAUACCAAGACAUUUUUACGUCAAAAAUCAUACCAAAUCAUUGAUCACAAAGUAGUCAUUGGUCACCGCCAGCAGCAGCAGCAGCAACAGAAACAGCAGCAGCAGCGAGAAGAAGGAGAAGAACAAGAAAGGAAUGUGUUGAGAUAUGCCAUUCAUAUGCAAUUUAUAAGAAAUGAAAGGAAACGGAUCUAUUUGUAUAAAUCAGUUCGUAUCGUCUUUACUAAUCGGAAAUUGGAUAUGAACGAAAAACUGAAUGUUGUGUGUGAAGGUCCGAUAGAGCCAGCCUUUGUACCUUUGUAAUUUGUGAUUGUUCAUAAAGAAAUAAUAAAAGCCGAUUGCCCUUUACUGCGAACUGGUUUUUUUCUCACCCCUGCUCCCUCCGCAAAAAAAAAAAUCAAGAAUUUGAAACUCAACAAUCGCUUUCCCAAGCCUAAACACACACCCCUCCCCACUCUUCACUUUUUAAUAACAUAUU